AUGUAUCCACCAUUUACAUUUUAUGACAUUGUAAAAAAUUGUGAUUGUUACCCAUAUCCAAAUGAGUUAGUCAAUGAUUCCGAUAAUAAAUAUAAAAACGUAGUUCCACUUAUUUUUGAAACAACUAAAUUAGGCUUAAUUUUACCAUCAAUAAUACCAACAUUAAAAGAAUAUAACGAUAAACAAAACCCAAAACCUUUCUCAAUUCAGUAUGAUGAUGAUGCAGGUUCUUCAAAUUAUGUAAAAUUUCGACCUCAUUUAAAUACUUUUGAAAAAAGAACUGAAGCUGUUCAAAAACUUUUUGAACAAUGGAGGCAAGAAAAAAAAAUUAAGCGGUUGGAAGGCUGGAGGAAUGAAUUAUAUCCAGUUUAUGGAGACAAUGGCGAAGUUGCAUUUUUAAUUGAACGUAGUGCUUCACCAUUGUUUGGUGUGGUAACAUAUGGAAUACACUUGUCUGCAUAUUUAAAAACCAAAGAUGACAACAACAAUAAUAAAAUUAAAAUGUGGAUUGCAAAACGAUCCUCAACAAAACAAACAUGGCCAGGUAUGUUGGAUAAUACGGUUGCAGGUGGUUUGCCAUAUAAAAUGUCAUUACAAGAAUGUGUUAUCAAAGAAGCAAUUGAAGAAGCUAGUCUUGAAAGAAACAUUGCAGAAAAAGCUAAACCUGUUGGCGCAAUUAGUUAUUUUAUAUCUAGUGAUGAUGGAUAUGUUUAUGACCUUGAAUUGCCAGAAGAUGUUGUACCUAAGCCACUUGAUGGUGAAGUUGAUAUAGAUGGUGAACUUGGUGGGGAAGUAAUGGUUGAUACUGUUGAUGUUUGUCAUGAUGUUAUUGACAUAUCCAAAGAUGAUAAAAUACUUGACAUAAUUUCCAUUGAAUCAUCAAUAGUAGCAAAUGGUUUUUGUAUAAGCCUGAUUCUUUUUGCAUGGUGUGGACCUUUAAUGAAUCAUCAACGAUAUCAAUUGUAA
Entrophospora candida is the source of this 966-nucleotide messenger RNA. NCBI's taxonomy places the organism in Eukaryota, Fungi, Glomeromycota, Glomeromycetes, Entrophosporales, Entrophosporaceae. The record is from the annotation of a GenBank genome assembly.